This is a messenger RNA of Entelurus aequoreus (snake pipefish), 2480 nucleotides long. It is a transcript of the gene setdb2, whose product is annotated as SET domain bifurcated histone lysine methyltransferase 2. Gene Ontology annotation, molecular function: zinc ion binding; protein binding; DNA binding. Lineage: Eukaryota; Metazoa; Chordata; Actinopteri; Syngnathiformes; Syngnathidae. Gene Ontology annotation, biological process: negative regulation of gene expression; heterochromatin organization. The record is from RefSeq and is a predicted model, not a curated record. Gene Ontology annotation, cellular component: nucleus. The transcript is spliced from 9 exons. The coding region runs from base 755 to 2443 and encodes 562 amino acids.
AGUUGUCACAGCAGAUGUAAAAUGGACAAAGUGCUUAAGUGGCGCUGGUGCAGUGUUAUUUAAGAUUCGAUGGGCCAUUCGUAUUGAUGCUAAUCUUUGAAUGUUAGCUAAAUUUAACAAUCUAUAUUUUUGGAGAACUAAACAGUGAUUGUGGUGUUGUGGUUUUCGGUCAAGGAUUUUGAGGGAUUGUUUGUGCAAAGUGAACCUUUUUAUGUUGUAUUUAAGACUCUGGCACAUCUGUUUGAUACGUUUUUUUAAAGCCAAGUGUUGGCUCUAAAAUGACACCCAGGUAACGAUAUUCACUAACAUUUUGUAUUAUUUCCUUAUUAACCGUUAUAUUUGGAAAGGAUGACAUUUUAUAUUUGUUUACAAAAUGCAGUUUUCUUAAUGUUUAAUGUAAGACAAGAGUCAUGUAGCCAUCUUGCCACCUUCUCCGUGGCUGCUGGAAGUUUUCUGGCAACCGUUUCAGCGUCCUUUCCCCAAGUAUAAAUAACCGUGUCAUCUGCAUACAUCUGGAUAUUUACCUCCUCACAUACAGAUGGCAGGUCAUUUAUAUACAUGGAGAAAAGAAGAGGGCCGAUAUUAGAGCCUUGUGGCAGGCCAAUAUCAGUAGCGGUGAGACUGGAUGUUGUGUUAUCAAUACGGACACAUUGGGUCCGACCAGAUAGAUAUGACAUAAUCCAGGCCAGAGGAUCUGUCGACAGUUUAAAAGAUGUUCAUUUUGUAAGUAACUUGGGGUGACUGACUGUAUCGAAUGCCUUGCGGAGGUCUAAGAAUAUUGCUCCAACUACACCUCCAUUAUCAAGAACAGGUUCAGGCAUUGAAGCUAUUUGACUGCCUGGAUUGGACGGUUCUGUCUUCUUCAGUGGACACCCCAGUGGUGCGGGUUGUUGUCGGUGCUGAUGAUGUACCGCAAAAUGAACUUGCCCAGCAGAGCCCUACUUCCACACCUCCCUUGUCAGCCACUUGUCCUGCAGGCGGUGAGGAACUGCUGCCUCCUCUGGAGCCCGCUCAGAUGCCCUACCAUCUGCACGAGUGCUGCAAGACCUGCCUGCCUUCUUUACCUGACAUGUUCCAGUCCACACCGCCAUUCUGGGCUCAGAACCCGCUUAUGGCCCCGCAGCUUUGCAAUUUCAGGAGGAUUUUGGCCAAAAAAGAACCGCAGACAGAUUUUUUAACUGAGGAAGAACAUGAAGGCCGCUGGGAUGUCAUUUAUAAAACCCCAUGUGGGCAAAGCCUCCGUAACCACGACGAUGUGAUGCGCUUUCUAUUGGCCACAGAGAGCUACGAUGUACUGCAGCUAGACUACUUCUCCUUCAACAUGGCCGUGCAGUUGGAUCCUUCUGAAGUGCAGAGUCCCCAGCUUCCGGAGAUAGACCUGAGUCGUGGCUCUGAGCCAACGCCAGUGGAGCUGUGCCUCGGCCCCGGCGAUACCCGGCCUGCUGAAUUCCGCUACAGGAAGGAACGAUGGCCGCACGGCUGCUUCUUGAGCCGCGGCCCCAUGUUUGAUGCCUGCUGUGACUGCCCGGACGGCUGCUUGGACGCACAACGCUGCGCCUGCAUCGCCAUGACGGGAGCUCAGCGCAAUUAUAGCCAUCAGAGACUGACCGAGCCUUUGCCGCUAGGGUUGUUUGAGUGCGGGCCGUGGUGCAGCUGUGAUCGAGCACGCUGCCAAAAUCAACUUGUGCAGCGAGGAAUCCGAGUCCGUCUUCAAGUGUUCUGGAGAGACCCUUGUGGCUGGGCUGUGCGUUGCCGUGACGACUUGGAUGCGGGGACUUUUGUGUGCAUAUUUGCAGGCGUGAUCCUGCAGAGAGCCCAGAGACCCAUCGAGCCUCCUCCUCCCAAACUGACCAGAGUGGAUUUGCCGUCAGAUGACGAGGUGGAGGUGGUGACGGAGUGGCUGGCACCCCCCGUACUGGAAGGGAGCACCUUGGAAACACCUGCACCCACCUCGCCCCCGCUGCAUGUUCCAGUAAUCCAGAGACCCACAGAGGUCAGCGCACAUCCGGACGAAAAGACGGGGAAGAAGAUCUCUGUGAUGACCGCAAAUGCUGCUGGGAAUGGCAACAAGAUGGAGAGUCUAAAGAGUUUGAACAGAGUUACAAACCCUGGUGGUGUUUAUUUGUUGGAUGCCACGAGGGAAGGAAACGUGAGCCGCUUCUUCAACCACAGUUGCCAGCCUAAUCUUUUCAUCCAGAACGUCUUCACUGACUCUCAUGACCCCGACUUUGCCAUCACCGCUUUCUUCACCAGCCGUGUGGUGAAGGCAGGUACGGAACUCACCUGGAAUUAUUCUCCUGACACACACGUGCCACCCAAGCAUCAACAGGAAGUGGCGUGCAUGUGUGGCAGCGGCUGCUGUCGAGGCAGAUUCAUGAAGGAGAAUUUCCGUGACGUGGCUGCUUGUGGACGUGGAGAUGCUUGUGAGCCCAACACUCCUUGAUUCUACUACUUUUUCAAAUAAAACACUUUUUACAUCU